CACUGCGCAUGCGCGACUGAAAUCGGAUAUCCAGCAAACGAUCACCCAGAUUUCCCCUCAAAAACCGAAUUAUUAAAGCACAAAAAAAAUUUAUAAAUAGUCGGGAAAAAUUGGGGUUUAUCCCCCGCCAGCGACGAAAGUAUCAUUUUUUUGUUUGGUACCUGAAAAAAGUCGAAUAUAUUCCCAGCUCGGCUCCCCUUCCCCUCCCCUCGCCCCUCGCAGUCGCAACGCAGGAGGGAAACGUGGCAACAUCGCUGGAGUGCUUUGUUCAGCUGUGCGGUGUUGUCGACGCUAGGCGUACAACAGUGCUGGCGUUCGUCCUGAACAUUUCGUAUCAAAUUCCCAUAAUUUGUUCAGUACUCAGUAAAGUAUUUCAUCGACAACAAUAACGAAAGGUCAACGUCCUGGUGAUAACUGACUUCUUCCAACGAUACGUCGGCCAUUAUCUAAAAAUUGUAUGUAUUGAGCCGAUGAUGGAAUCAGUGCAGGCACAAUCAAUACACAUUACUGAAACAAAGCCUCUGUGUUCGGCAUCGCACGCCGAAAAUGGACUCGAUGAUAUAUCAAAACAACUGGAGAAUGAACUUUUGUACGGUGGAGGGGAUGAUGGAGAAGCACUCUCCGACGAUGCACUGUCCGAGGACAGCUAUCGUUUGAGGGUUUCGGAUGAUGAGAAUGGAGAUGAGAAAGUUGAUGCUUCCAAGCGUGUAGAGAAUCAUGAUAACAAUAUAGACAAGACUGAACUGACGGAAUCAAACCCCGAGGUUCUUGGAACUAACAGUAAAUCAUUGCAACUAGAUAAAAUAACGAAUGGCGAAAAAGAUUCUGAUAAGCGCGGAAAUAAUACUGAGGAUUUUGCUGAAAAUUUUCAAGUAGAGCAGGAUAAUUAUCGUGAAGAUCAGGCCAAUUUUAGUCCCGAAAGAUGUUCGGAAUUGAAUAAUCCGGAGGUGCCGGAAUCGUCCACCAGUCAGGCGAAAAAAAUUAUAUUCGUGAAACCACACGCAGACCUGAGCGACAUCAGUUCCGAUAGUAAUGAUCAUCACGAUGAUGAUGAAACCAGGCAGAAUGAUGUGGAAGACGUAGGAGAUAGUCCGAAAGUCGUGCCAACAUCGCGAGCCUCAUCUCCAAGUGAGGAGAGGCCAGAGUCUGAAUCUGUGGAAGAUCCUUCUAAAGGCGAAAGCUCCGAUGCGAGCCUACAUGACAACGAAAAGAUUGACUCUGAGGCCGUUCCUACACCUCCAAAUACCGAAAGCAAUCACGCAAUCUUAGAAAAUGGCCUGGAAAAUGAUGAAGAACCAGAAAAGGAAAGCGAUGAGCAACCGAAAGACGUCUCGAAAUCAGGAACCGAUGAGAAAGAUUGUCCUUCACUGAGUACUGACGAAGAACCCUUGAUGGAGAAGUCGGAAGACCUAGUAGAGACUUCUACUGAUCCGGUAGUAGUUGUCGAUGAAAAUUCCAAAGACGAAUCCAUCAAAAGCGAUCAUUCUGCAUCGGCAACGGACAAAGCCAUUGAGGGGGCAAAUCCCUCUCCGUCUUUAGAGUGUGGAGAGACAAUAUCAGAUGCAGAAAGCGAAGCAAUUGCUGACCAGAAUGAUUUUUCUGACACGAAAGACAAUGAUCAGGCAAGCGCCAGCAAACGUAGGUUGAGUUCAUCAGAGAAUGACACGACUGCUCCCAGCAAGAUCGCGUGUGUUGAGCCUCAGGAGAAGCCUGAGGUCACUGAUGAUGCUAUAGAAAUCCUAGACGAGGCAGACGAACCAGCCGAGAAAUCUGACGCGGCGAACACAAUCCUGAAGUCUCUGUUGGCGGAACCCAAGAGAUCUAAGAGCAAUGACGAGAUCAUCGAUCUUGAUGAUGACAAUACCGCUGACUCAAUGAGCAGCGGAGUCUCCCACAGUGCGAACGACAGUCUGCCAACAUCAGACAUCACGACUGACCGUCCAAAGCAGGUCAGUGCUGUCAAAGAGACAAACAGUGAAAUUUUGGAUGAUUCGAGAACGCGUAGAACUCGAAGAUCGCGUGGUGAUGCCCAGCUUGCAACAGGAAAAGAGAUUGUGACGAGAGCAAAGCGUGAGGCCGCCCAGAAAGCCGAAGUCACAGUGAGAAAGAAUAUUGUGACAUUGAACAAUGACACUGAUUCAGACUCACAAGACUCUAUGGUACCUUACACUCCAAAGCAAAAAGUCCAAUCGCCAUCCUCCCUGAAACGCAAUAUGGAGAGUGACGAGCGAUUGGACCUUGCGACUGCCAAGAAACUAAAGACUGAUAUCGAAAAGGAAAAUGCUCAAACCAAGCCAGAACCCAUUAAAACCGAGUCAAAGAAGACCUUCGACAGUGUUCGUAGAUUCUUCCUACGAGACAACAAAGAGAAGUUGAAGAAGCUGACACAAGAGCAACUCGAGGAGCUGUUCAUCCAGAAAAUUGUCGAGACGAUAACAAUGCGCGAGGAGAUCGGCAAGCUUCGCGAGAAGGCCAAGAUAUCUGAGCGCAAUCAGGAAGCAAUACGAGUGAAGUGUCAGCAGUUGUCCAAGCAGAUCAACGAUUUUGAGAUGGUGUUGAAUCGUUUCAGUGCAGAUCGUCGUAACAGUGCGACUGGCAAUGCAACACCCAUCAAGAUAAAUCGAUCUGUGGGGCUUCAAGUUAACUUCUUGACAGACCAUGGAGUUCAGAAUUUGAGACAGCUGCAAGCAGCUGGGAAAGGAGUGCAAACCAAGAUACUGCCCAAGCCACCAGUGAACGGCUCGAUCCCACCCCAGGUGGAGGAUCCCAACGCUCGAAGGGGCAUCAAAGUUCGAUCCCCAAGAAGAACAGACGUCCCUGGAGUGGCUCCUGUGAGCGCAGCUGUCCAGAACACCCUCCAAACGCAACCUCUCGUCUCCACAGUCACACCAUCCUCUCUGUCCUUGACAAAACCCGUGGAAACACGCACCACAACAGCCAGCACUGGUCAGCCAAUCCACCACGUUGUCAUCAAUGGUGUCACCAAUUCAAUUACCAGAACUAAAGUCCUCACUCCCAACAACAAGGGCAAUGCCAAUCUCAUUGAUCUGACUGACGAGCCCGAGAAAAAGCAGUCAGCACCGCCACCUCUGACAGCCAUCAUCACGACAACAGCUGGUCCCACUCAUGUGCCCAAGGCCCCAGGGCGGUACCAGAGGGUGAUUCCAGCUACAACUGCUGUCACUAUACCUCAGUCGGCUCUCAGGGUUGUGCAACCUGCUGGACAGCCAACUCCCACUGCUUUAGUUAAUAACAUGAGCACUAUUGGAGGCAUUCCCAGGUUCGUCGUCAUGCAGCCUGGGCGUCAGCUCGUUGUUGCCAACAAUAACAAUCCGGUCAGGGCGACCACCACCACCAGACCUGCACUGACGAACAUCGCUUAUGCUUCUGUUCCAACCAUGGCCAAUGGCACAGUGAGGGUCGUGCCAACAUCAGGCACAACCGUGCAACUUUAUAAGGUAUCUCAUCCUGCACCUCUUCCAGACUGCAUAACUUACAAGCAUGAUCCUUCGAUGAAACUACCACCGCCAGCUCCAUCCCUGAAGAUAUCCAAAGUCCAACAUGGAAUUGUGCUGUCCUGGAACAUGGCACUGAACGAAAAAUACGCGGAGAUAGCCAGCUACCAGCUUUACGCAUACCAGGAGAUAACAGGAAUGGCACCAAACACAUCAAACUGGAAAAAAGUUGGCGAUGUCAGGGCUCUACCCCUUCCCAUGGCCUGUACUCUAACCCAGUUCUCGGAAGGCAACAACUACUACUUUGCUGUGAGAGCUGUGGACACACAUUCCAGAUAUGGACAGUACAGUCAACCAGGCAACAUUUCCCUGUAAUUAAAUAACAGAUUGUUUGAGAUAAAAUAUUCUUGUUUUUAUAUUUAAAUGAAUUUGUUAUAUUUUUUUUUUUUGAACAAUAUGAGUGAUCAUGCGGCCUGCAAGAGUUAUGGCCUUGAGCAAAUGGCUUUUUGGAUUUUAAAUUGGAUUAACUGUCGAAGAAAAAUUUAAGCACCUCAUUUUAAGAACUUGCCUGUUCGGAUGAAGGGAAUAUAUUUGAGAUUAUCCUGUGUUCAAAUGUGUAAUAUCUUUAAAUGUUUCUCUUGUACUCAAUAUCGAGCUUUCAAUUUUUUUUCAAAACCUAUGUGAUAAAAAUAUUUUUUUCAUUCUUAUACUUAAUUCUUGCUAAGUCGUAAUUUAUUUGUCGGUAUAUUUUUUUAAGGUACGGCCUCUCGAGGGAACGGGAUGGAUAAGCUGAAAAAAUAAUUUAUAAUUUUUAGUGAUUAUUAAAUAUAAGAUGUUUG
Molecule: messenger RNA, 4294 nt
Organism: Diachasma alloeum
Lineage: Eukaryota; Metazoa; Arthropoda; Insecta; Hymenoptera; Braconidae
Gene: wde
Product: activating transcription factor 7-interacting protein 1
Exons: 11
Coding region: 471-3830 (1119 amino acids)
Biological process (GO): regulation of DNA-templated transcription
Cellular component (GO): transcription regulator complex; nucleus
Molecular function (GO): transcription coregulator activity; protein binding
Source: RefSeq, a predicted model, not a curated record